This is a messenger RNA of Amoebophrya sp. A25, 2187 nucleotides long. NCBI's taxonomy places the organism in Eukaryota, Dinophyceae, Syndiniales, Amoebophryaceae. The record is from the annotation of a GenBank genome assembly.
CAGAAACGAAGACUAACUAAUACAAUAAACAGACGAACAAUAGUAAAAUGGCAGCUGAAGAGGAUGUUGUAGCUGCUGCAAAUAGACUAUUAUUUCCACGUGGUCCCUGUGGAAGUGCCACAAGUAAGCACAAGAAGUAGACGUUUUUCACGACAGAGAGUUAAUUUGAUAUGGUUACAGGAGCUCCUGAGGACCAGGAGACGAACUUACUACCAGUACCAGUCAUCUUUAUAUUGCCUUACCGCUGUUGUAGGUGUUGUAGCUGAAUUACCAGUUUUUAUACUCUACUCCUCCACAGUAGCUGAAAAUUUCGCCGAGUCAUUUUGCAUUACCUGCUAGAAAAAAAUGUCCUGGUUGAAGACCUUCACGGAGAGCGUGAAGCUCGUUUCUCAGGAUGUUGCCCACAUGGCAGAAGACAUUGUCGGAAAGGCUGGCGAAAGCUUGCGUAAGAUGGCACAGACCGAUGACGUUGCCAGUGUGGAGGAGGCAGCUUGUAGUGUACGUGAUUUGGGAGGUGCCAUACUCAUGCUCCAGGGAUGGAAUCAGUUAUGAACUACUGAUAUGCUAGGAUGCCGAUGCUGCUACUGGUGGUCGCGGGUAAUAUAGAUUAGUAUUUCUCUCAUCAGUAUUAGCAUUACUCACAUGCAGCUAGUAGAAUGGUGUACGUAAAUGUAAUAAUCGUGUAUGUGUAGAUGAGAGAGAAUGUGUACUAGAUCAUGUAGUCGCAGUUCUAGUUGCUUUUGAGGGACGAGAGGUAGUUGUAAAGUAAAUGUAAGUAGUAGUACCGCAAAUUACAUGCUCAUUCUGCUCUUACUAAUGCUCAUUCUUCCACCACUUCUUGAAGAUUCUAAAGUCAGAUCUGAACAAGAAGAUAGGGCAGAUAUCAGACGAGAGACUGAUGGAGCAUGGUGUUGGUGCUACGCCAACGAAGAGGGACACGUCGUUUGUGGGAGAGGAGAAAAGCCCUUCGACCUUGGCUAUCGAAGAAGAUCGAGGUGGUCAACAGGAGCACGACGCGUCUAUUGUGCUAGAACAUCAACAAGGAACAACUACUACUACCACUACUGGACAUCAAGGAACACAAGGAACUACCGGUCAUGAUCUAUGAGCAGUUGUUGGAGAAAGUAGUGCGACAGGUGGGGUAGCAGGAGCAACAGUCGUCAAUUACGCGCGUAGUUCCAAAGAGCAGGGAGCUUCUACUAGACCGAAAUUAUUCGGAGAAACAUCGGCAGCCGAUCAGUCUGCAGUUUUGGGCUCGUCCGGUGUUAUUGGUGCGGCAGCUUCUUCUGGAACCGCAGGAGCAGGAGGUGCCCCACAGAAAUCCCGCAAAACGGUGGCUUUUCUUACGUCUGUAGGCAAUCACUUUUAUCUGGUCCUGGUGUGGAUCAUCACUCUGAUAAUUGAGUUGUCCGCGACCUGAUGGCUACCGAGUACAGACCGUCUGUCCAGCAUUUAGAAGACCAGAAACAGCCAAUAUUCUACGACAAGAUGGAACCUUUACUGAAGGAGUAGGUGGAGGUGCUGGCACAACCACCGGCACCGCAUCCCCCUCUUCUUCCUUGUCUUCUGGAGGAGGUGCAACAGCCAGCACCACGACAAGAACUGGUAUUGCUGAUGCAGAAGCAGGAGGAGCUGGUGCAAAUGCCUCUACUUCUAGUAUAGCAGGAGGAGCGUCAGGUGCAACAAUAACAACCUCAGGAGGAGACGGCGAACUAGAUCUGAGAAAUCCAGCGCUUUACAGCAAGUUCGACCAAGAUGGAUUUCCGACCCACGAUAAGAACGGAGAAGAAUUGACCAAGAACCAGUAUAAGAAAGUGCGCAAGCUGAUCGAACAGGAGCGCAAGAAACAAGCGAAGAAGAAGUAAAGUAGAUGUGAGAAGAUUAUUAGUUCGUCGUGAUGAGGUCGUGGUAGAAGUAGAAAAUUCUUGUGACUUCUACGCGAAAUGGAGUUUUUUACGUAAUAUCUUGCGACUGGCACAGCAACACAACAGGUGCUAUUCGUCCUUGACAUGAAGAAACUACGAAACCCGUGCUUCUUCAGAUUGAGACCCAGAGGCCCCUUCUGAAUUUUGUUGCCUCUUAUACUAUUUACAGUACUUAGACGUUGAUGCCGUAAAUCCAAGCCCAAGUAGACUGGUCGAGGUUACAGUUGUACUUAAACCUUGAUGCCGUAAAUCCAAGUAGACU